Molecule: messenger RNA, 2128 nt
Organism: Botrytis cinerea B05.10
Lineage: Eukaryota; Fungi; Ascomycota; Leotiomycetes; Helotiales; Sclerotiniaceae
Exons: 4
Coding region: 196-1572 (458 amino acids)
Biological process (GO): mating projection tip cell wall disassembly
Molecular function (GO): glucan endo-1,3-alpha-glucosidase activity
Source: RefSeq, a predicted model, not a curated record
GGCUUGAAAGUCCCUGAAUUAUUAAACUGAGUGCACAACUCUCUCGUACCGAUAUAUUUGCGCAAGGGAUAAUCCUACCGUGCGACCAGCCCCUCUUCGAUCAUUAGCAAUACUUUUUAUGUUAUCAGCCCUGUUGCAGGACCCUUUCUAGGCCAGACCAGGGUUUGUCGAUAAAGACCAACAAAAAUAAGCAGAAUGGCGCCACCAUCAAGAAAUUGUUUCCGUCAACUCUUUAUGACAUAUCAGUCAAAUCGAAAGGUUUUUGGUGGCAGUGAGCAGGAAUCCAGAUCCGAUGAAAAAAUAGUACAACCCGCCCAGAAGUAUGUAUUUGCACACGUUGUGAUGGGCAAUACUGCUCACCAUACUACCGACGACUGGGCAACCGACAUAAAAACUGCCCAGGCUGCAGGAAUCGAUGCUUUUACACUCAACAUUGCCACUGGUGACACAAACAUCCCAACACAGGUUGAAAAUGCCUUUAACGCUGCUACAAAUCUCGGCAGUAGCUUCAAACUAUUCUUCUCUUUCGAUUAUCUAGGUGGAAGUGGAGCCUGGCCGGCUACGGGCUCGUCCUCGGUUGCAUCAUAUCUCAAUAAAUACGGGGUAAGUUCUGCAUACUUCAAGUACAACGGACAAAUCUUUGUAUCCACUUUCGAGGGAGUGAACAACGCCGGGGAUUGGACUCCUAGUGGUCCCAUCCGGAGCGCUGUUCAAGGUACUGCUGGCUCCAUCUACUUCGUCCCCGAUUAUACGAGCUUGGGCCCGGAUGGAUUCAGCGCACAACUCAACAAUGUUCAAGGUGGUUUUAGCUGGGAUAUGUGGCCAUCUGGACCAGUAAAUAUGACGACCGCAAACGACCUUGCUUGGAAAGAGACUUUAGGUGACAAGGCUUACAUGAUGGGUGUCUCCCCUUGGUUCUUUCACAGCGAUGCAAACCCAAUCGCAUGGAUGUGGAGAGGUGACAAUCUUUGGUCUGAACGCUGGCAACAAGUUCUUGAAGUUCAGCCUCAAUUCGUCGAAAUCGUGACAUGGAACGACUGGGGAGAGUCGUCAUACAUCGCGCCCCUGUUACAUGACGAGGAGGUGCCUGCAAACUCCCUUAAAUACGUUCAAAACAUGCCACAUUCUAACCUCCUCACCCUUUUGCCAUACUACAUAUCUCAGUACAAAGGCAUGAAAUCUAAUGCCACUACCGACUCUAUGCAAUACUGGUACCGCACGUCUCCCGCCGCAGCUGGUUUAACAGGAGGCGUGCUUGGCAACAAUCCGAACCAAGGACAGGUAGAAUACAGUCCCAACACUCUCUGUGAGGACAAAGUCUUCUUCACAGCAUUGUUGCAAUCGGCUGCCGAUGUGCACGUGCAGAUUGGCGAGUCACCAGUGACGAGUUAUUCUGGAAAAGCUGGCUUGAACACUUGGAGCCAAGGGUUUUCAGGGCAGACUGGCAAUGUAACCUUCUCUAUUGUCCGUAAUUCGCAGACAGUCAAAUCUGAGAGCGGAACUGAGAUUACGGCGGAGAGUUCGGUAGUUGGCGGUCUCACCAACUUUAAUGUUUGGGUUGGAGGCUUCUAGGGCUCCAAUUGCAGGUUGCAAGUCUUUUGAGAAGGAAUGCAACAUUUGGAGAAGAGAAGAGAGCAUGGUGUUGAGGGUGGCGAUAUCUUCGAUUUCAACGUGCUUUCAAAGCCACUAACGUCUCAAGUGGCUUAUCUGAAAGCACGAAUCUUUUACAUUUCCUACAACCACAUUUUUACAGCACAUUUCAACGAUUUUCUAAGGAUUCAAAGAUAGAUGGGAUGAAACUAGAUGGCUUGGUCUCAUGGCAGGGGUUGGAUUUACUUUCUUUUCGCUCUUUCAGCAUUUCUAUUCGAUUCGUUCUGUUUAACGACAGCUGGGAUGGCAGAGCUUCUCCCUUUUUUUUUUCUCUAUAUACCCAAUGUUUAGAUAUCCAGCAUUGUGUAUAUUUACACACACCUCGGGGCAUGGAUUAUGGGAUAUGGGCGGACUAUGAACUAUGAAGGUCUUUUUUUUGUUGUACAUGUAUUAUGUUACCUUCACUUUGUAUACUAGAUUAUCAGCAUGUCCAUCUAGGCAUAUACCAUUCACUUGACAAUGAAUUUCACAUUCGAAC